Messenger RNA from Neopelma chrysocephalum (saffron-crested tyrant-manakin), 4398 nucleotides. RefSeq names its product EPH receptor A10 (gene EPHA10). The coding region runs from base 1 to 3030 and encodes 1009 amino acids. Gene Ontology annotation, molecular function: ATP binding; transmembrane-ephrin receptor activity; protein binding. Gene Ontology annotation, biological process: cell surface receptor protein tyrosine kinase signaling pathway; protein phosphorylation; axon guidance. The record is from RefSeq and is a predicted model, not a curated record. Gene Ontology annotation, cellular component: plasma membrane; neuron projection. NCBI's taxonomy places the organism in Eukaryota, Metazoa, Chordata, Aves, Passeriformes, Pipridae. The transcript is spliced from 17 exons.
AUGUGCCGCCGCUGUCCGGGGCGCGGGGACCUGCGGGAGGAGCGGGAGAGGCCGGCCGGGUCCCCGCGGAGUGGCUGGGUCAGCCCGGGGCGUCCCGGUUCCCGCGAUCACCGGAGGCGUUGGGCGGAACGGGCUCGUGCCGUUGUCCUGCUGGACUCGAAGGAAUCUCAGGCAGAGCUGGGCUGGACCUCGCACCCGUCGAACGGGUGGGAAGAGAUCAGCGGCGUGGAUGAGAACUACAGGCCGAUCCGCACGUACCAGGUGUGCAAUGUCAUGGAGCCCAACCAGAACAACUGGCUGCAGACGGGCUGGAUCGCCAGGCGCGACGGUCAGAGGAUCUUCAUCGAGCUCAAGUUCACCCUGCGGGACUGCAACAGCAUCCCUGGCGUGAUGAGCACCUGCAAGGAGACUUUCAACUUGUACUAUGUGGAGUCUGACUCCGACCUGGGCCGGAGCGUCCACGAGAACAAGCACACCAAGAUCGACACCAUCGCUGCUGACGAGAGUUUCACACAGGGGGACCUGGGCGAGCGCAAGAUGAAGCUGAACACCGAGCUGAGGGAGAUAGGGCACCUGAGCAAGAGAGGCUUCCACCUGGGCUUCCAGGACAUGGGCGCCUGUGUGGCGCUGGUCUCUGUGCGGGUCUAUUACAAGAAAUGCCUCAGCACCGUGCAGAACUUGGCCGUGUUCCCAGACACGGUGGCAGAGACGGCCUUCGCGACGCUGGUGGAAGUUAAGGGCACUUGUGUCACUCAUGCUGAGGUGGACGUGGAUAAUCCCCCCCGGAUGCACUGCAGCACUGAGGGCGAGUGGCUGGUCCCCAUCGGGAAAUGCACGUGUGGCCCCGGCUUUGAGGAGAAGGACGGGGGAUGCAGAGCUUGCCUUCCAGGAUUUUACAAGGUCUCCCUCCAUCUCUCUCUCUGCUCUCCAUGCCCUGAGCACAGCUUCACACACGAGGAAGCCUCCACGUUCUGUUCGUGCCAGAAGAACUAUUCCAGGUCUCCGUCAGACCCCCCGUCUGCGUCCUGCACACGCCCGCCCUCUGCCCCGAGGAACCUGGUGUACAGCCUGCGGCAGUCGUCCCUGGUGCUGCAGUGGAGUGCCCCGGCCGACGCCGGCGGCCGCAGCGACCUGACCUACAGCCUGUGGUGUGGCCGGUGCCCGGCGGGGCCGCGGGGCCGCUGCGAGCAGUGUGGCAGCAGCGUGGGCUUCGUGCCACAGCAGACGGGGCUGGUGGAGCCCACGGUCACCCUGGUGAACCUGCUGCCUCACGCCAACUACACCAUCCGCGUGGCAGCCCUCAACGGGGUCUCGGGGGUCAGCCCGCUGCCGGGGCCGCAGUACGCCGAGGUCAACGUGACCACUGGCCAUGCAGCACCAAAUCCUGUCACCGACAUCCGCACGGAUAAAGUGGAGCAGAAGAGCGUCUCCCUGUCGUGGCAGGAGCCAGGAUUCCAAACCUCCAACGGCACCGAGUACGAGGUCAAGUACUACGAGAAGGAUCAGAGAGAUCAAAGUUACUCAACUGUGAAAACCACAUCAACGGCCGUGACGGUCAAUAACCUGAAGCCUGGUACCCUCUAUAUCUUCCAAAUCCGAACAUCUUCCUCUCCAGACUAUGGGAACUACAACCCUGGCAUUGAAGUGGAGACGCUGGCAGAAUUGAGAGUGGCCUCCAGUGAGCAGAACCCCGUGCUCAUCAUCGUGGUGGUGGCCAUCGCGGGGCUGACGGUGCUGGUGUCCACCGUGAUCGGAGUGAUGGUCUGGAGGAGGCAAUGUGGGUACAGCAAAGCCAGCCAGGAUGGGGACGAGGAGCUGUACUUCCACUUUAAAAUACCGACCAGGAGGACGUACAUCGACCCCGACACCUGCGAAGAUCCCAUGCAGGCUGUGCACCUCUUUGCCAAGGAGCUGGAUAAUGCCAGCAUAAAAAUUGAGAGAAUCAUCAGGACAGGGGAGUUCGGGGAGCUGUGCCGGGGGUGCCUGAAGCUGCCCAGCAAGCGGGAGCUGCCCGUGGCCAUCCAGACGCUGCGGGCAGGCUGCUCCCAGAAGCAGCAGCUCUCCUUCCUGGCCGAGGCCUGCACCAUGGGCCAGUUCGACCACUCCAACGUCAUCCGCCUGGAGGGGGUCAUCACCAGAGGGAGCACCAUGAUGAUAGUGAUGGAGUACCUGGGGAAUGGCCUGCUGGACUCCUUUCUCAGGAAACACGAGGGGCAGUUGACGGGCUCGCAGCUGGUCUGCAUGCUGCAGGGCAUUGCCUCUGGCAUGGCCUACCUGGCAGAGAUGGGCUACGUGCACAAGAGCCUGGCUGCACACAAGGUCCUUGUGAGCAGCAGCCUGGUGUGCAAGAUCACGGGCUUCAGACGGCCACAGGAAGAUAAGAUGGAAACCAUCUUCUCCACCAUGCGAGGGAAGAGCCUGGUGCUGUGGUCAGCCCCCGAGGCCAUCCAGUAUCACCACUUCAGCCCAGCCAGCGACGUGUGGAGCUUCGGCAUCGUCAUGUGGGAGGUCAUGUCCUACGGCGAGAGACCCUACUGGGACAUGUCCCACCAGGACGUGAUGAAGGCUGUGGAGGACGGGUUCCGCCUGCCCGCCCCAGCCAACUGCCAGCCACCCCUGCACCAGCUGAUGCUCCAGUGCUGGCAGAAGGACCGCAGCCAGAGGCCCAAGUUCUCCCACAUCCACAAUGUCCUCAGCAAGCUGGUGCAGAGUCUGGAGCCCCCGAAGUGCCCCAGCUCCACGUGCCCCAGGUCCCAUGGCACAUCCAUCCCCUUCUCCGAGCGAACCUUCUCAGCCUUCCCAUCUUUCAGCUCUGUGGGCGAGUGGCUGGAAACGAUAGAAAUGGGCAGGUACAAAGACAACUUCACUGCUGCGGGCUACUGCUACCUGGAGUCGGUGGCCAGGAUGACAGCCCAAGACAUCCUCAGCCUGGGGAUCACGCUGGUGGAGCACCAGAAGACCAUCCUGAGUGGGAUCCAGACCCUGCGGGCCCAGGUGAUCCAGAUGCACGGCCGGGGAGUGCAGGUGUGAAGCAGGGCCCUGCAGAGGUGCAGAGCACCAGCCUGGCACUCCUGGGGAGGAGCUGCCCACUGGCCCCAGCUGGCCCUGCCUGUGAAACCUGGGGGUCUCAGGUGGGCUGUGGGAAUAUCUGGGUGCUGCCAAAUACGUCAUUCCAUGUAGCAGGAGAGCAGGGCCUCCGUCCCCUGAGCCGGGGCAGCCCAGGGUUCCUGGGAUAAUGUGUUAUGCCUGGGGGGACGUGGCUCUCCCUGGCACUGUUUUGUAAGAUGAGUCAAACUGUAGUGAUGCCAUUUUAGGUGGUAAUUGAGUUCACAGGGUGGGAUGGACUUUUGUGCACUGUCUUAAUCCAGAGCUGAUGUUUUUGUAUCUAGCAUUCUGCUGGUGAAUCCAUGGAUACUUUUAUACAACCUGACAGAUCCCAGCAACCCCACAAGGAGCUUUUAUUGCUUUUAUUUUUAGAGAGCAGAGCACAGCUCUCACCCAGCUCCCAGCUCCUGGGAGGUGACUUUCCCCAUCUGUGCUGAAGGAAAGUCUUUCCCAGCCGCAUCUCUUCUUCUCUGAGAGUUACUUCACUGAGUGUUUGACACCUCAGUUGGUGUCUCUGGUAAAGAGCAGAGCAAAUGGUGCUGCAUCCAAGCAAUCCAGGGCACAUCAGGCAGUCCAGGGCACAUCCACACUUUGUUUUGUGAGCACAGUGCUGCCUGCCUGCCACGCUGGCAGCUCCCAUGGCUGCAGCCUGAUCCCUGACGAAGACAUAAAUAGCAUCUCCUUAAUAAUACAAUUUCCUUCAAGUUAGUUCAUUAAAUGUGUCUUUGCAGCCCCGUACGGAGUUUUGUAGGGCAUUUAUUAUCAUCCAUAAGUAUUGUGAGUGAAUUAUUAAUGCUGGAAGGCAAAGGUUUACAAGCGGGAUGAAGGCUGUGGGAGAUGCUCACAGUGAGGCUGGAAAUCUGCUCCAGUCAGGCCUUCCUGUCAGCCUGCUCCCAGAGGAUGGGGAUCUGAGUGGGGAUUGAGUGAAGGGCCCUGGGGCAGCCCCUGGGUCCAGCACGGUGAUCGCUCUGCCCGCACACACUGUGAGCAAAACAAGCUCUCUCUCUUCAAACAACACUCCCCAAUGUCUCUUGGUUAGAGUUUUUAGCAGAAAUAAAUUAAGCCUGGCCCAUGUCCAGUCAGGUUGGUCACUUGCCAUCCCACUGUUUCCCACCCUGAAGAGGAAGAGCAGUGAACUGAGCUCUGCAUUUGGUGAAAUGCCCAAUCCCAAGGAUCAAGUGCAAUUUAUGUGUUCUUCAUGUUUACAUUUUAUCUAUAAAGUAUAUUACAGGUCUCUAGGCAGGGGGUUGAACCAGUUUGAUUCCAGGUCUUCUCCCCCUCUCCCUGCUCAUC